Entamoeba invadens IP1 is the source of this 369-nucleotide messenger RNA. RefSeq lists its product as hypothetical. The record is from RefSeq and is a predicted model, not a curated record. The coding region runs from base 1 to 369 and encodes 122 amino acids. The transcript is spliced from 2 exons. NCBI's taxonomy places the organism in Eukaryota, Evosea, Mastigamoebida, Endamoebidae.
AUGACAAUUUUCUGUUGGUCUUUCGUUAUAAUGAAGAUGUCAAAUUUAGAACAAGAAAAGAUAAGAAGUGUGUCAUCAACAAAACAAUUAACAAUUGCAACACAUUUUCAAAAUAUGAAUGUGUUAAGUAAACAUUGCAAAUGCACAAAUGUGGUGAAUUGUGUACAAAUUGUACGAUAUUAUACAAUAUGGUUUGAUAUCAAACGUUCCAAUGUGUCAAAUAAAAUUGAAUUGCAAAUUUUAAGUCUAAACAAAAGGAGUGUAGUGAAUGGACUGCAAGCAACAAAGUUAAACCAAAUGGUGAUGAGUGUGUAUACAAGACAACUGAACAAUGUUAAAUAUACUAUUAUUCAUUUUUUGAUAUGUUAA